Messenger RNA from Strongylus vulgaris, 1260 nucleotides. Lineage: Eukaryota; Metazoa; Nematoda; Chromadorea; Rhabditida; Strongylidae. The record is from the annotation of a GenBank genome assembly.
AUGCAUCCAUUUUUCGCCGCAGACGAGCCACUUACUUUACCUCUUACACGUUGCAAUUUAGCCUACUCCUGUACAAAUAUCGGUAUGAGUGACGCCACCCGCGAUAAAUUCCUCAACUUUCAUAACGAAGCUCGUCGUGAAAGGGUAGCCAAAGGAAUUGAGCCAAAUAAUGUCGGGUAUCUUAAUCCAGCAAAGAAUAUGUACAAACUGGAAUGGGACUGCACAUUGGAGCAGCAAGCACAGAAUGCCAUUGCCUCUUGCCCUAGCAGCUUAGGAUCAUGGUCAAAUAUAGCACAGAACUUAAUCAAAUACACCAGCACUGGCACAUUUUCCAAUCCAUCUGCUCAGAUAGAUUCUACACUAAACAGCUGGUGGGGCAAAGCAAAGCAGUACGGUGUAACCGAUGCACAAAAUAGAUACACUAGCAGUAAUUUAUACACCUUUGCCAACAUGGUCUAUUCCGAGACGACAAAGAUUGGCUGUGCAUAUAAGGUCUGCUCUGGCAGCCCUAACGCUUUAACUAUUACAUGCCUUUACAAUGCUAUCGGCUACUAUACCAAUGGUGUGAUGUGGACAACUGGUACUGCUUGCACUCUUGGUGCAAAUUGUACCACCUAUGCCAACUCAGGCUGCUCAGCUGGUCUCUGUACAAAAGGACCAGAUGUUCCAGGUAUCCUUCUAUCGAGCCUUGCUCGUGGUUUAGAGCCCGAUGCACUAGGUGGUAAUGCCCCUAAAGCCUCUAAAAUGCUGAAGAUGGUAAAGCUAUAUGAAAAAUUUCUUAUCAAGCCUGAUUUUAACGUCUAUGACUGCUCUGUAGAGGCUAGUGCAUUGAGACAUGCAAACAAAUGUGUUUACGCACAUUCUAGCAGUUCUGAUCGGUCAGGAUUAGGAGAAAAUCUUUUCUAUACAAGCGCUCUUAACUUUGACAAAGUCAAAGCGGCUACUCAAGCUUCUCAAAUGUGGUGGGAUGAAUUGAAACAAUAUGGUGUUGGCUCUUCAAACAACCUUACCCUCGCAUUGUAUAACAGACCCAACACACAAAUUGGUCACUACACCCAGAUGGCGUGGGAAACCAGCUACAGGCUUGGAUGCGCUGUCGUAGCUUGCUCUAAUUUUACAUAUGCUGUGUGCCAAUAUGGACCAGCGGGUAACUACAUCAAUAGCCUGAUUUACACCAUGGGUAAUCCUUGCACAUCUAACGCUGGGUGUCCGGGAUCCUACACAUGUAGUGUGGCCGAAGGACUAUGUAAUGUUGUAUAA